AACUCUGGGUGAAAUUUAAUUGAGGAGGGCUGAUUUCUCUCGGGGCCGCGCCUGCUCGGAUAUAUGCGGCGGUGCGUAGAAGGGCCGGCAGCGAUUCGUGGCUGACGCGGAGCAGGAGAUGACAUCUCCGAUCCCUCGCAUCAGAUAGGCUGGCCGGAGGUCGCCCCCUUUCAAUAGCUCAGCAGCACCGCGACUGCAUUGCCUCAGUCGCAGCGAUUCGGCGGCGUGCGUACGCGUGCGUUAUUAAUACGAAGACAGCCACCCACCCGCCCGGUCCCUGUUCGGUACGGCCCGCUGCAACGCAGACUUUUUUUUCGACAACAGCCGAGUCUUGCCUCGCAUAGCCACGCACGUAGAGAGAAAGGGACAGACAGACGACGAGGAGGAGGAAUAGAGACAGAGACAGCGUUUUCACGACUUCAGAAGUACGGCUCAAACGCUCGCCGCGAAUCGACUCGAGGGAAGUGAAGUCAGCGCAGAUCGUUCUAUAGCGCUCCGUACAAUACGAAGUGGGGAAGGGUUGUGUGUGUGUGGGGGGGGGAGUUAUUGCUCGUUGCAGAGACAGACGUUCAGGGAAAAGUUUGAGCUCGUGGCCGCUGGUGCCCGCCGUCGGCUUUUAAAUGCAGUGUCGAGAAGAUCUGUGCGUUUUGAACUCCGUGCAACUGACAUCGUCCUCCUCUCGACCGUUACCCGACUCGUGCGCCACUGCAAAUCUCUCGGCCAUGAACCAGUCGCCCACGAUGGACGCCUCCUCGUACCUGGCUCUCAAGCAGUCGUCGCUAAAGGAUUCCCCGGACAAGUCGAGCGGCGAAUCGGUGUCCGAGCGAGACGGAGGAGGCACGCCUGGCGUCAAGGCGGCCAAGAAGAGGCGCAAUCGGACGACCUUCACGAGCUACCAGCUCGAGGAGCUGGAGAAGGUCUUCCAGAAGACCCACUACCCGGACGUGUACGCUCGAGAGCAGCUCGCACUGCGCACAGACCUCACGGAAGCGCGAGUGCAGGUAAGGGCACGUGACAUCAUCCGCUCAUGA
Messenger RNA from Petromyzon marinus (sea lamprey), 1031 nucleotides. The record is from RefSeq and is a predicted model, not a curated record. NCBI's taxonomy places the organism in Eukaryota, Metazoa, Chordata, Hyperoartia, Petromyzontiformes, Petromyzontidae.